AUGAUCCUGUGUUGUGUUUGCCAUUCAAAUAGUAUUGAUGUGAACACGAGUUCGGGUUCAGUGAGGGGUCAGACACUCCAUGUCUUGAAUCGCAAAAUACACCAAUUCUUGAAUAUACCCUACGCUGAGCCACCUUUAGGCCCACUCAGGUUCGCCCCUCCCGUACCUCUCAAAGCCCCCAAAAAGAUUUUAAUAAACAGCACAAAACUUGGCAAUCAUUGUAUUCAAGACACCAUAUAUGUACCUAAAUAUCAAAUAGAUAUGUCGAAUAACAUAGCAAUUAGUGAAGACUGUCUGGUAUUGAAUAUAUGGACACCAAAUGUGGCCAAUAGUAGUGAUACUGAAAGGAAAUGGGGUCUCAAACCAGUUAUGUUCUCGAUAUAUAGCGGAGGAUUUAUUUUGGGGUCAAUAUUUAAAAACGUGUACAACGGCUCAGUGUUGGCCACCAAUGAUGUUGUUUUUGUGUCGGCUAACUAUAGGGUCGGGCCGUUAGGCUUCCUAUACAGCGGCGAUAAGACAGCGUCGGGAAAUGCGGGUCUUUAUGACCAGUUAUUGGCUCUCAAAUGGGUUAGAGAAAACAUACGCCACUUCGGCGGUGAUAAGAAUCAGAUUACUAUAUUUGGUUACAGCUCUGGCAGUGUGUCGGUGUCGGCACACAUACUCUCCCCGUUAUCUAAGGGACUGUUUAAGAGGGCUAUUAUGCAGAGCGGGUCCGUUAUGUACAACAGAGACCGACCGGUGCUGAGCGCUGUCGAAGCCCUGAAAGCGGCCAAACAGUUGGCCCAACGUUUAAAUUGCGGUGAAUUUGACAACAAAUGGUUGGACUGUUUGCGUGCAAUAGAGGACACGAACCACUUUAUUGUAUGGCCUAAUGGUAGUCAACUCCUAUGGCAACACCCGAUGCUUGUUAUAAACAUUGAAGUGAUGACCGGCGUAACCAAAGACGAGGGCAAUGCUCUGUCGUAUUUACGAAUACCGGAAAUGAAUGCAAAACUCACUGAACAACUGUUCCGGAAAGCGGUCACCGAUUUGAGCGGCGAAUAUCAUAACAUAGAUGUGGACAAAGUGUGCGAUCAUUAUCUCAAUGGUGUCCACACAACCAAUUCAUCGCAAUUGAAGGCAGCGUUGAGUGCAUUGUAUGGCGAUUUGGAGUUCACGUGCCCUACAUAUCACUUCGCCAAGAGUUUGGCCACAAGAUGCCAGAGAAUGGCCACAAAUGUGUAUUUUUAUCGUUUUAAUUUUCAAACCAAACUGACGUCCCUUCAGAGAAACUGUGCGGAUGGACACGUAUGUCACGCCGCGGAAGUUGAUCUCGUUUAUGGCCAACCAUUAAGAUAUCCAUCGCUUUACAGCAAAACUGAAUAUAACUUUAGUAUAGAUGUGAUGAAAAUAUGGACCAAUUUUGCAAAGACUGGCAAAGCACAUGAAGUUUGGCCACAAUUUUGGGACAAAUCUGUGAUUCGUGUGAAAGACUUGAAUCCCAACGAUAUGUCACUUAUUCUCGACAAUCCAUACGAGAGUACAUGUGAUGGCAUUUGGAAUGCCGAGAAUCGCUGUCAACAGAUUCGGUGGCCAAUGGUUGGCCAACGAGGUGUCGUGUGGUCUAUGGCCCAACAAUUGGCCCGAAAGAACACCGCAACUAAGAUCCUCUUUUUUCAAAUGAGCGGAAUCACUGUUCGACGGUUUCACAAACUGAUGGUCUCGUUGGCCCAACAGCUCACCAGCCAUAAGAACCUCUGUGUUAACACACAAACCAUCGAUGACUUGUAUCAGAUCGCGAAAUGUGCCGGCAAUUAA
Messenger RNA from Medioppia subpectinata, 1797 nucleotides. The record is from the annotation of a GenBank genome assembly. NCBI's taxonomy places the organism in Eukaryota, Metazoa, Arthropoda, Arachnida, Sarcoptiformes, Oppiidae.